AUGACGAACAGAAAACCUCGCCGUGGUGAAGAACACCGUCCAGACUAUCACCAACAUGGUGGUUAUGAAAACCCAUACCAACAGGGUCGCAUCAACAACUCUUCGAGGCCUCGGCAAUAUGCGUCCGAUGACUCGAACGGUGCCAAUGCGAGUGGCAUCGUGAUCCCCGUCGCUUCUCCCCAAGCCCUCGACAAAGCUCACGAGAACGUACACGAGACGCUCUUGACGAGCGACAGACGGCAGCGUCGCCGCGACCAGGAUGAAGAGUCACUUUCGCAAAAGACACUUGAAGAAGGGAGCGCCCGCGGCCACUCCGAGAAGCAUCGGCGCGAGAAGUCUGAUGAAGAGAAGAGGCGGAGGCGGGAGCGCAAGGACCGUAACGGUUGA
This is a messenger RNA of Emericellopsis cladophorae, 387 nucleotides long. RefSeq lists its product as uncharacterized. Lineage: Eukaryota; Fungi; Ascomycota; Sordariomycetes; Hypocreales; Bionectriaceae. The record is from RefSeq and is a predicted model, not a curated record. The coding region runs from base 1 to 387 and encodes 128 amino acids. The transcript is spliced from 3 exons.